Messenger RNA from Parastagonospora nodorum SN15, 737 nucleotides. RefSeq lists its product as hypothetical. Gene Ontology annotation, cellular component: nascent polypeptide-associated complex; cytoplasm. The coding region runs from base 1 to 636 and encodes 211 amino acids. Gene Ontology annotation, biological process: protein targeting to membrane. The record is from RefSeq and is a predicted model, not a curated record. NCBI's taxonomy places the organism in Eukaryota, Fungi, Ascomycota, Dothideomycetes, Pleosporales, Phaeosphaeriaceae. The transcript is spliced from 3 exons.
AUGUCCAACCCACGCAUUGAAGAGCUCCCCGACGAGCCCGAGAAGAAGAACGUCCAGAUCGAGGAGGAUGAGUCCAGCGACGAGUCCGAGGGCGAGGAGGGCGAGGCCAACAUCCCCGCGGGCGCCUCGGUCGCUGUCCACUCUCGCAACGAGAAGAAGGCUCGCAAGGCCAUCGCCAAGCUCGGACUGAAGCACAUUGACGGCAUCACUCGCGUCACUCUCCGCCGACCGAAGAACAUCCUCUUCGUGAUCAACCAGCCCGAUGUCUACAAGUCCCCCUCAAGCAACACCUGGAUCAUCUUCGGUGAGGCCAAGAUCGAGGACUUGAACUCCCAGGCCCAGGCUUCCGCUGCCCAGCAGCUCGCCCAGGCUGAGGCCGCUUCCCACGACCACUCUGGCCACGACCACGACCAUGACCACAAGGGCAAGGGCAAGGCCGUCGAGGACAAGAAGGACGACGAGGAAGAUGAGGAGGAGGAGGAAGAGGACGACGAGGAGGUCGACGACUCUGGUCUCGAGGCCAAGGACAUUGAGCUUGUCAUGCAGCAGGCCAGUGUCUCGCGGAAGAAGGCCGUCAAGGCGCUCAAGGAGAACGACAAUGAUAUUGUCAACUCCAUCAUGGCCCUCUCGAUAUAGUCACAUGCAACCUACGAGGUGCAGGAACACAUGGCUGUCUGAGCAGCGCGCAGACUUAGAGUCCCGCUUACUCACCUAAAGAGACAUAAAAUCAAUCUUCG